AUGGGCAAGUUCGUACAAUUACUCUCCCAUCCGGACGAGUUGAAGGCUGUCAUUCAAUUGAAAGGGUUUAGACAACCAUUACACCCUGUCCCAACAUCUCAAUCGCCGACUUUGAAAAGAUGCUACGAGUUGUUGAAUCUCACAUCGAGAUCAUUUGCAGCGGUUAUUGAAGAGUUGCAUCCAGAGUUGAGAGAUGCCAUUAUGAUUUUCUAUCUCGUGUUGCGGGCAUUAGAUACGAUCGAGGACGAUAUGAGUAUUAAACCGGAGAUCAAAGUACCUUUGUUACGUACCUUUUAUGAAAAAUUGGACUCUAAAGAUUGGACAUUUGAUGGAAAUGGACCAAAGGAGAAAGAUAGGGUUGUUCUUGUUGAGUUUGAUCAGAUAUUGGACAUCUACCAUAGUUUAAAGCCACAGUACCAGGAAAUUGUCAAGGACAUUACCCGCAAGAUGGGCAAUGGUAUGGCAGAUUACAUCUUGGACGAAAAUUUCAACCUUAAUGGGGUGGAAACCAUUAAAGACUAUAACUUGUACUGCCACUAUGUUGCAGGAUUGGUUGGCGAAGGUUUGACUAAGUUGAUGGCAUUGGCCAAAUUUGCUGAUGAUGCCGUGGUUGAAGACAAUUUUGAGAAAUCAAACUCAAUGGGACUUUUCUUGCAAAAGACAAAUAUAAUUAGAGACUACUAUGAAGACUUGCUUGAUGGCAGAUCCUUUUGGCCAAAAGAGAUUUGGUCCAAGUAUACCCCGAAGUUGCCUAAAUUUCACGAGGACAAGUCAAUGGAGUUUGAAGGGUUGUCCUGUAUCAAUGAUCUUGUUUUGAACGCACUCGGACAUGUGAGAGAUGUUUUGGAAUACUUGUCUCUAGUUAAAGACCCAUCAACUUUUUCUUUUUGUGCUAUUCCACAGGUUAUGGCAAUCGCCACUUUGGCCGAAGUGUACAACAAUCCAAAAGUCUUGCAUGGAGUUGUAAAGAUUAGGAAAGGUACAACUUGCAAAUUGAUAUUGGAAAGUAGAACCUACCCAGGAGUUGUAAAAAUUUUCAGGCACUAUAUUCAGGUAAUUAACCACAAGUCAGCGGUUAGGGAUCCAAAUUAUUUGAAAAUUGGUAUCAAGUGUGGUGAGAUAGAGCAGUUUUGCGAAACUAUGUUUCCCUCAGAGAACGCUAUACCCGAAGGCGCUCGCGUAUCUGAAGGGCCAAUUAAUAAGUUUUUGAAAAAUAGAAAAGCCAUUGAUGACAGCAUGCAAGUCAGAAUUGACCAAGAGACUUUUAAUACAAACGCCGUUUUAGGAUUCAUUGGUGUUUUGUUGGCAAGCUUAUUCAUUUACGUGUAUAGAUAG
Lodderomyces theae is the source of this 1335-nucleotide messenger RNA. It is a transcript of the gene ERG9, whose product is annotated as bifunctional farnesyl-diphosphate farnesyltransferase/squalene synthase. The transcript has a single exon. Gene Ontology annotation, cellular component: endoplasmic reticulum membrane. Bases 1 to 1335 code for a protein of 444 amino acids. The record is from RefSeq and is a predicted model, not a curated record. NCBI's taxonomy places the organism in Eukaryota, Fungi, Ascomycota, Pichiomycetes, Serinales, Debaryomycetaceae. Gene Ontology annotation, biological process: farnesyl diphosphate metabolic process; ergosterol biosynthetic process. Gene Ontology annotation, molecular function: squalene synthase [NAD(P)H] activity.